Molecule: messenger RNA, 1290 nt
Organism: Clarias gariepinus (North African catfish)
Lineage: Eukaryota; Metazoa; Chordata; Actinopteri; Siluriformes; Clariidae
Product: secretory phospholipase A2 receptor-like
Exons: 4
Coding region: 29-1138 (369 amino acids)
Source: RefSeq, a predicted model, not a curated record
UUGCAUUUUUAACACACAGGACAUCACCAUGGUAACCGUCUCAGUCCUGCUCCUCCUGCUCUCAGUCUUUUCUCCUCCAGUCCACAACAACCUCACUACCUUCCAUGUGAUUCCUGUUCUUAUGAAUCAGACUGAUGCUCGGGCAGCUUGCAGAGGAAAUUACACCGACCUCGUCACUGUGUACUCUGAUGAAGACAACACUGAACUGGAUAACCUGAUGAUGAAGGCUGGUGGUGGAUCAUGGAGAUGGGCUGGGGGAUGGAUCGGUCUCUAUCGCGGUCAGUUCAGUGAGAAAUGGUCUAAUGGUGAUCCUGUAACAUUCAGUAAUCUGACAGGGGAUUGUGGGACAUCGAGCUGCUGUGCUGCUAUGAAGCCUGAUGGUUCAUGGGAAAGUCUUCAGUGCACAGGGACAAGAUACUUCAUGUGCUAUGGACAAGGUGACAUUAAAGCUAAACCUAAUUAUCAUCUAAUCCUUGAGAAUAAGACCUGGUAUGAAGCUCAGCGUUACUGCAGGGGGCGCUACACUGACCUGGUCAGCAUCAGAGAUCAGCAGCAAAAUGAAGAGGUGAAGAUUAAAGGGUUAAACAGCAGCACGUCCUUCUGGAUCGGCCUGCUGCGUGAUGACUGGCAGUGGACUGAUGGAGGGAACUCUGCUUACAGGAACUGGGGGAGUUAUCAACCUCAGCCAUCACCAUACGACUGUGUAUAUCUGAUGGGAGGGACAUGGUACUCAGCGCCAUGCAGUAAUACACAAUACCCUCUGUGUUACAACAGCUCCAUCCAUGUGAGUGCUGAGGCUCUGAGCUGGCAGGAAGCGCUGGGUUACUGUAAUGAAGGGAACAGGGCUGGAAUUCUCAACAUCGAUUCUGAAGCUGAACAGGAAGAGGUGGAGUCUGAGCUCAGGAGGAGGCGUGUCUCUGAGACACUGUGGGUGGGGCUUAGACAGAGCCGUCUGUUUGGGUUCUGGUUUUGGACCGAUGGGACGAUUGUGUCUCCAGACGCCAACUGGGAUGAAGGGAAACCUCCCGAGGGUCCGCUCUCUCAGCACUGCGGCGCCAUCGUUCCUCCAGACUACAGAUGGAGAGAUAUGAACUGUGGGGCUCGAUACAGAGCGCUGUGUCACACGUGUUCUCCAUGAACCCAUACAUUCACUUUACUCCCACACUUCACCCUAAACAGAACUAAAUCACAUCUGAAAUCAUGUUUAAUAGCAAUGUUUAUUUUAACAUUUCAAAUGAUUUGCUUCUGCUUAAGGAGUCACUUCAUAAUAAACUUAAGAUUCUCAAUACA